Molecule: messenger RNA, 873 nt
Organism: Cygnus atratus (black swan)
Lineage: Eukaryota; Metazoa; Chordata; Aves; Anseriformes; Anatidae
Gene: LYZ
Product: lysozyme
Exons: 4
Coding region: 78-521 (147 amino acids)
Biological process (GO): defense response to Gram-positive bacterium; defense response to Gram-negative bacterium
Molecular function (GO): lysozyme activity
Source: RefSeq, a predicted model, not a curated record
AGAAAAAUAUAUAAGAGGCAAGUGCAGGAGAGCCUGCAGUCUCGCUCUUGAGAAACGGUGUGUGCUACGCUGACAACAUGAAGGCUCUGCUGACCCUCGUGUUUUGCCUCCUACCCCUGGCUGCUCAGGGGAAAGUCUAUGAAAGGUGUGAGCUGGCAGCAGCUAUGAAGCGACUUGGACUGGACAAAUACCGGGGAUACAGCCUGGGAAACUGGGUGUGUGCAGCAAAAUAUGAGAGCAACUUCAACACGCAGGCUACAAACCGUAACACUGAUGGAAGCACUGACUACGGAAUUUUACAGAUCAACAGCCGCUGGUGGUGCGAUGACGGCAAGACCCCGAGGGCCAAGAACCUGUGCGGUAUCCCAUGCUCAGCACUACUGAGAUCAGACAUAACACAAACUGUGAAGUGUGCAAAGAAGAUUGUCAGCGACGGAAAUGGCAUGAACGCAUGGGUCGCGUGGCGCAAGCGGUGCAAAGGAACAGAUGUCUCCCAGUGGAUCAGAGGCUGCAGGCUAUGAGGCGCAGGUGCUCAGUGGAGCCCAUUCUCAACAGCCGGCACACCGAGCAAACUGGUUCUUCAAGGUGCUUGUUACGUGAUCCAAACAAAAUUCAGCCUUACUGCAAGGCAGCUCAUUUGUGAAGCCGAUGCUUUACUCCUUGCUGAUAAAAGGGGUUCGUUUCCACCCACCCGCCCCGUUUGCGCCCGAUGCAGCUAAAACUACCAGCUGCUGGUUUUGCUGUAUGUAGGCACGAGCAGGAACCCAAUCUAACCGAAAUCUCACCGCUAGGUUUUGCUGCUGCAUACUAGCAUGAUGUUACUUGCUUGGCAGUUUUAAGUGCAUUCAUCAUUAAAAAAUAUCUGCAAAUGGC